AAUCUGUCGUGUUCGUCUCAUGUAGCCAAUCAGCGGUUAGUUACUAAGAGUCGCGGUGCAGAUUUAAAAGUAAAAUUAAUCUCUUGUCAACACAUUUAGGACUGGGACCAGUCGAAAAGACGUGAUUUCUGAACCGAGAGCGAUGCACACAGGUGCUGUUAAACCAAAACUGUGAAGCUUUCUGGGAUCGAGAGCUUAUGGGAUAUAUCGACAACAUCAUGUCGACCGUCUCACAGAUGCUUCAUGGACCUUGUGAUCCGAUUUCUGCAAGACUGUGACAGGAUUGUCCUGCCCCAUAACCGACGCCGCUCAACUUUAAAAGGAAAGCAAUUCAUUACUGGCUGACGUAAGCACACACACACAUACAGCCAGCAGGCCUAUCGCCUACAACCUGUUAGCUAGAGGUCUCGACGAGACUCCCUCUACCUCGUGUGCUGCUGGACUGCUGGCGAUGACACAAUAGGAUGGAAGCCGCUAGCCUGCUAGCUCUGAAGUGAACAGAUUUUGACAGACCGUGACGUUGAGCAACAUUUCCCGAGAUUAUGCUGAGCAUCCUUGCAGCUGGCUCCAUAUUCUUCCCCGGCCUUUUCCUACUGUCUAAACGAUUCCUGAAACAUGGUCCUGGGCUCAGAUGGAGCGAGAAGGAUGCUGUCAUUGUCUCGUCCAGACUGGUGUCCUCCAUUCAAGCCAUUAUGGCAUCCUCUGCUGGGUACAUCAUCGCCUGUUCUUGUAAAGACAUCAUUGAGGACCAGCAUUGGCUCACCAGCAGCUAUAUCCUCUUUGCGGUCCCCUACUUCAUCUAUGACAUCUAUGCCAUGUUCUUGUGCUACUGGUACAAACUUCAGGUCAAGGAUCACGAGGAGGAUAGCGAGGCCAAACCGAUGAGGUCAGCCAUCAGCGGCUAUCUGCGCCGAGAGUUCCUCAUGGUCUUGCACCAUGUCGUCAUGGUUACUGUCUGUUUCCCUGUCUCCGUGUUCUGGAGACAGGGCAAAGGGGAUUAUUUCCAGGGUGUGAUGUUCCUGGCAGAACUCAGCACCCCGUCUGUCUGUCUGGGAAAAAUACUCAUCCAGUACAAGCAACAGCACACUCUCCUACAUAAAGUCAAUGGAGCUCUUAUGCUGGUCACUUUCUUCAUCUGCAGAGUUCUUCUCUUCCCCUACCUCUACUACGCCUACGGCAGGUACGCAUCCAUCCCCUUCUACAUGGUGCCGCUGUCUGUGCCCUGGCAGUAUAACGCAGGUGCAGCUUUGCUCAUGGCCCCGCAGGUUUACUGGUUUUCCCUCAUCUGCAGGGGUGCCUUCCGCCUCUUCACCAGAGCCUCACGGCACAAAGCGGCCAAUAGCAGCACAGACUCUGAGCCGAAAACCUCACUCCAGCCCCCUGCCAAUGGAUACAGCCCAAGAGAGACUGACUCGCACUGAGAGAGGGGUAGAAAUAGAGAUGUAGGUGCAGGGUUGUUAGGUUUAGGCCAAUAGGAAACAGAAGGCAGAUGGGUGGAUCUUUCUUUGACCCUGCAGCGUCGGUCCGCAGGCAAAGAAACCGAAGCUGUGUACCCUCACUAUUCACCACCAUCCUCUCUUUGAGAAGAAAAAUAAGACUUCAGACCAAACCAAACAGAUUAUUUUCUCUCUAACAUGCACAUCCUCUGUGUCAGAGCAGUAGGUUGGAGAAAUGUCAUCUGCUGCUUUGCAGGGUUUGUGUGUCAUUUGUAAAUUACCAUGGUCAAAAGCUUCAGAAAAAGGGACUGAUGUGGACGAAGCAGGAACAGUAUUUAAAAUGAGUGAUGGAUAGUAGGAUUGAAAGAUCCCUCCUGUUCUCCUCUCUCGAGUAUCUCUUGUCUCUUUGUUUGUUACAGUUGCAUAGAGGAUACGAAAAAGGGAACAGAAAUUUCUCUGUCAAUUUGUAUAUACAUUUUUAUUAAUAUUUGUGUUGAAUUCCAAAUAGAUUUUGAAUUUAUUUUAGAUUUUUCUAGAAUCUUUAUUUAUUUAGUUCUAUUCCUCAUUAAGGGUGGAUAAGUUUAAAGCAAAGCCAUUAAACUGCUACUAAAAGAGUGAAAACCGAAGUUGUUUGAUUCGAAACAACCCCUCAGAUGCAUGGCUUAUUCCCAGUUAUCCAUCUCUCCUUUUUUCCCAUGCCUGGUUCUCAUCACAGCUGAAAACAAGAUGGCAGCGGCUGCAUCCAGUUAGUGAAUCAGCAGUUAUAAAGGGGGGUCAUUUAAAGGAUUUGGAUGAGGCUGAGCUAAUGCAUUAGCAUAUCUCUGCUGCAGUGCUCCAAUCCUUUUAAGAUCCAGAUGUCGGAUGGAGGGGGAAGGGACCGAACUGCCCAUUGAAACGCUGCACUUGAAAACCAGGCUGAAGUUGACAAGGAACACGGACGAACCUGAGCCAAUCGUUUUUUUGUGAGGGUUUAGACUGCAAGCAUAAUGGCCCUCACUAUCCUCUUAGUAGAUCCACACCACAAUAUGGAGUCCACACUGAUUGUAAUCUGCACAUUAAAUGGAAAACAACUGUGUUCUUUCUCUAAGCUGACAAGAUGUUUAUCCGCUUCUCGAGCUGUCAGCCUUUGUUUCUGUCCAGAUAUUUAGGAGGUCCACUGAUGACGUGUUGUCACCAAUUAGUCCUCACUUUUAUGGUCAAAGUGUCAUUGGUGUAACAACGUUGUCACGCGCCUCCGUUAGGCCUGCUUGUUUUGCCAUACUCACAAACAGGACUGCCAGUUUGAUGCUAAACAGUAUUAUUAGGUGUUGAAGUGAGAGGAUGGAACACAAGUUCAAAGUUUCAAAGAGUGAAACUUGCACUGAAUUAUCACAAGGAGGGCCGCUAAAUAAACAUUCAAGUCUGUGAGAUACUUUAAAAGCACUGCGUAGGCGGCUCUGUCUUGGAUUUAGUUCUGGACCACUAUAAUUGAAAUCUUAUAGGUUAGUCAUGUUUCUGUUAACUUAUUAGAAUGGUUUUUAUUUUUCUGCUUUACAGAUAGUGUGCUCAAAGGCAUCAAUGUAGCUAGAGAAAAGAAGCUUUUAACAUGCUCUUUACACAAAGUACUACUGUAUUGUUUUACACUGGGGCAUCACAUCACUAACUCAAAGGGACUGCCCAGUGCUGGGCAUGAAUAGGGCCAGUAUUUUCAACUAUAGCAAAGUAUACUGGUGUGGGAACUGGUUAAAAUAUUUUGAGCUAGGAAUGAAGUUUGUCUUCUGACUUUGUUUUUAUGUAAUACUUACUGUUAAUUUAUUCUUAUUUAUGUAUUUAUUUGGCCAAUUCUGAAUGUACAUAUGAAUACACAUCUAAAUGUUCUUCUGAGUGGGCUUCUGUUUAUCUAGUUGCCUGAAGACUGUUCUGUAAUUAUGAUUCUUUCAGCUGAAAUAUACUCUUGCUCUCUC
Molecule: messenger RNA, 3379 nt
Organism: Megalobrama amblycephala (Wuchang bream)
Lineage: Eukaryota; Metazoa; Chordata; Actinopteri; Cypriniformes; Xenocyprididae
Gene: tlcd3ba
Product: TLC domain containing 3Ba
Exons: 10
Coding region: 543-1421 (292 amino acids)
Biological process (GO): lipid homeostasis; ceramide biosynthetic process
Cellular component (GO): endoplasmic reticulum; membrane
Molecular function (GO): sphingosine N-acyltransferase activity
Source: RefSeq, a predicted model, not a curated record